AUGCCGUUUCUUCAAAUGCUUCAAAGUGUAGAAACUCCACCAUUAUUUUCCUUUAAGAAACCGGAACUUUAGACAUCUACUAAAAUCCAACACAUCAAAAAGCAGCCAUGGGGAUAUGCAACAGUACAAUCAACUGAAACUGACAGCCACGUUCAAAGCGUUAGAGCUGGAAAAACCACCAUGCUUAACGAAACCCUUUUCCAAAGUCUUCUCCUCCUAGUCCCUAGGGAAUCGAAAGAAAAGAAAGCGAAACCAGGCCACACAAAGAACAAAGAAAGAAGUAGAGAGCCACGUAUGGACCCCAUUACCGUCGAACGCAACCGGCGUCGCCAAAUGAACGACCAUCUCAACUCUCUCCGCUCUCUCAUGCCUCCCUCUUAUUGGGUCAAAGGCGACCAAGCGUCGAUUAAAAUAGGUGGUGCAAUAGAUUUCGUGAAGGGCCUAGAGCAGCUUCUGAAUUCGUUAGAGCGCAAAGGAAUGAGAAAAACAGAAUGA
This is a messenger RNA of Jatropha curcas, 495 nucleotides long. The record is from RefSeq and is a predicted model, not a curated record. Lineage: Eukaryota; Viridiplantae; Streptophyta; Magnoliopsida; Malpighiales; Euphorbiaceae.